Manis pentadactyla (Chinese pangolin) is the source of this 4810-nucleotide messenger RNA. RefSeq names its product proline-rich protein 2-like. Bases 479 to 1465 code for a protein of 328 amino acids. The record is from RefSeq and is a predicted model, not a curated record. Lineage: Eukaryota; Metazoa; Chordata; Mammalia; Pholidota; Manidae. The transcript is spliced from 2 exons.
GACUUCUCGGUGCCCGUCGGGCUUGCUGCAGGACCGGCAGAGGGGAUGAGCACCCGGUGCGGCCCAGUGACCCCGACAGAGGACUAGCGGCGUAGCGCAGACAUCCGCCACCUGGCCCCCGGGAGGGAAAUCGGGCAUUUAAUCCUCAAAAGCUUUGCGAAGCCCAGCAGAACUCAGGGAGCUCCGUCCUCACCUAAAUGAUGGGGGUGACCGUGGGGGUGGGGAAGUUGAUUAGGGCACCGCGGGCCUCCCGGCUCCUAAUCGCUCUGAGCCAGUAUUAGCGCGCCCAGCCCCCAGCGGGUACGUCUGUAAACAGUGCCGGGAUGCCAGGGAUGGGGGAGGGAAAGCGAAUGGCUCAGCCUGGAGGGCUUCGCGGAAUCGGGCGAUUCCUGACUCCCAGGGGUUACCCUCACAGCCCGAUUCCUCGGAAGCGCGCACCGUUGCGGCGCCGUCCAGCCGCCGACCCCAGAGCAGACUCAUGGGGCCGGGGCGCUUGCUGGCUCUAACGGGGAAAGGGGUAGGCGAAGGGGGGCAGUGUGUCCGCCGCGUGCUCCAGGCUCCAGGGACGGUUGUCGGCGAAGCAGGGGCGAGCUGGGUGCCUUUGAACUGCUUUCCCCCAGAGACUGGGCGUGGCCGCCCCGGGGCCACAGGAGCUGUAACGACCUGCCGUGAAGCCCUGAGAAGGGGCUGGAGAAACCACCUCUCAGGGCAGAACUCUCCCCCGAGCCCGGGUAGCCGCCCUCCUCCCUACCUUGCGCUUCCAUCUGAGCCCACCAGGGCGGCGAAACGCUGGCACGACCCCAGCUCCAUUCCCCAGGGAGGCGCCUGGGCCCCCGCGGAUUCGCACCUCUCCCAACACAAUCCGCGCUCAAACCGUGCGGCCACCCCGGGCCCGGGUCGCAGCGCAGAGAGCACGACAGACUUCACCGAGGGUCGGAGGGCCUGGGACCCGGGAGCCUCGUGGGCGCCUCCGCCGGAAGACGCGGGAGAGCCGGGAGGCCCGCACUGCCGCGUCACCCCCCGAAGGCCAAGGCCAAACGUACCAAGCAGCGCCCGCCUGCCCGGCAGCCCCGCCGCACCUCGGGUUCUAGUACUGCUCGCCCUGGGGCGCCCGCCUCCACCUUCUCUUGCUCGCCGGGCACUGCCUCCGCCCGGCCCCGCCCCGGACACUCACCUGCGCUGGCUCCGGGCUGUGCGCACCGCCGCCCCCAGCCCCGCGCCGAUUCCACUCGAGAGAAACGAGGCAAAAAGGGACCUGGUUUGGAGCGGGCCGGAUGGACGGUACCUGAGGCGCGCCCGGCCGGGCCGAGGGCGGUGCCCAGAACCUCAACAGGGCGACGUGGGAGGAGGCGGCGCCCGAGCGCGGAGCUCGGCGGGGGAACAAAGAGGAGCCAGGAUGGGGCGGCGCGCUUCCUGGGUGUCGGGUGACAGGUCGGCUGGGGGAGGCCCUGGCCCGGCCACCUGAGGAGGAGCCGCCUCUGCGCACAGAGGGCAGAAGAGAAACAGGGGCCCCGGAGCCCGAGGAAAGGGUGCGCGGGGUGCCCUAGACCGCGCGGCUGCACUCAGACCCGCGGGCUCCGGCGCAGAGGUGCAGGGGCUCGACAGCGCGGAGAUAAUGACUCUGAGAAGGUUUACCGCCCCCUGAGCCCCGCCCGUUCCCCGCGCCGCGCCAUUGGUUCAGGUGCCGUGAGGCGGGGGAGGGGCAGGGGGCGGGCCCGGGAUGAUUCACCUUGACUGUGGCUCGGGUUGGUGCACCGCGCAGGGCACGCCCGACCCGGACUGCAGAGACGCUGAGAGGCCCGCCUGCUCACCCUACCCGGCCGGGUCUGGCCUCUAGGGGUCUCGUCGCCCGCCUGCUAGCCCUGCCUCCUGCCCUCAGGCCAGGGUGCCGCUGGCCGAGGUGCGCCCCGACGCCCUGCCACCCCACCGCUCUCUGAGCCGGGAACUAGACGAGCAUCCUUGAACACCGGCGCUCCCUCCCUCCAUACCCGCCCCCCACCGCCGCCCGCAGCUGCUUCGGCGCCCUUCUCAGUCCCAGCCCAGCCUGGCCUUUCCCAAACAGCAACCACAGUUCAAAACCAGAUUAAAAUAAAACGUUAAUCCGCCCUCCUCCCUUUUAUCUCCUAGUUCUCCCUAUCGACCCCCGUAGAGGGCAGCCGAGAAGCCCCUAAAAAGAAGGGUUCUUAGCCGAUGCCUCACCAAAUCUAAAGUGCUCUUGUAUUAAGACUGAAGACCGUUAUCACCCUGUCCUGGGCUGGAGAGAAGCGAGGAAGCGGUGGUAAUGAGGGGCGAGGGACUCUACAGACCCCACUACCCCGGCGCCCGCCAAGCUGGGAGGGGCCGAGAGUGUUGGUGUGGAUUCGAACCCUUCAAUAGGUCCGACUCUUGGUCGGGGCGUGCUCCGGCCCUAGACGUCGCUGCGGGAGUAGGAGGCGAGACUCCCACCCCAGGCAAGCUGGCCCGGCGGGCCUCGGUGUCCCUCUCAGCGCAGCCAGAGAUGGGGCGCCAGGACCCAGACGGGGGAGAUCAAGGGCAAGGCACAGGGCCCAACAGGCCUGACGGGUGGCGGUAGUUCCAUACUAUCCCUUCCCCGGCCCUCACGUCUUCCCCCGUCAAGCCAAGUCGCCCUGAACUUCCUUGGCUGAGUCCCCACCUGCUCCCUACCUGGUCCCUGAGGGGCGUGGGAUGGUGGGUGGUAGGGGCACGAUGUGCCAGGGGCAAAGCCGGAGCUCAGGCCACGCUGGCGGCUAGUGGCCCCCGCGGCCUGUCGCUCCCACUUUAUAGCGCGCGCCCCGCCCCUCGGGCUCCGUAUGUCCCGCCCGGGCCCAUUCACCUGCUGUUGAGAACUAGACACCGCACAGCGCAAAGCGAGCCACCGGGUGGCCGCGCGGUCCGGCCGUCGGGGCCGGCAGGGUGGGGGCGCCGCGGAGACGGAUCCAGUUUCCACCUUUUCUUAAAUGCGCUGCUGAAAGUCGAGACGGCCCCGGCCUCGGGAGCCAGCGCUGCUUUCUCCCCUGUGGCUCCGUGCGCACCCCGACGCCCCCGACCCCACAACGGGAGGGGCUGCGAAACUGCACCCGCAAGGGCCUCAUACAUAUUUUAGGGAGCAGGCCCAGCCUGUAACCAGAGCUGCACCGGGACGGUGAGGGGGCGGCCCCCGGGGACCCGAUACCACGGAUACCUUUCAACUUGGUGCUCUGGCGGGGAGGACGUGGCUCAGGACGACCUCAGAGCCUCACAGCUGCCCUGUCCCAUGCACCCUAUGCCCGCCUGCAUUCUGCCCUUCCUCAGCAGGUCCGACGUCUGUCUGCUGGGCGGUGGCAUCCUCCUCCCCUAGAGACCCUUUCCUCCUCACCACCAACAUCCCACUCUGCUUGGAGUCGUGCACCCACUACACUUAGUUUUGGGUUCCUUGACCCUUGGGUCAGGCUUAGGAAGGCCUCUAAGCCUUUAGGAAGUCCUGCCUUUGUAGUCUAACCUGCGAGAGUCGGCGACUCUCGCUCCGUCACUGAGCACUGGUUCUUUCUCGCCCUUGGUGCCUUGGCUCGUCUCUCUGACCAUCUUAAUUCUCUCCCGGCCCCGACCCCGCUGCCCUCCAAUCCUCCACCCUCUCUCUUUCCGUGGCAGUCUCCGUUGCGCUGAAGAUAUUGCUAGAAGUCAUCAGCUCUCGGUCUCCCCUCCCUUCCCACUCUAGCGGCAGAGCUGGGGAGGGGGGUGUCUGUGAUGCAGUGUGGUCCACCAACCCCUUCCGCUCCCCACCUCCCCCGCCUCCACCUAGACCCGCCCGGGCGGCAGCAGUUCUGCCAUUGACCUCGCUCAGACCGGUGGAGACCCCGAGCUGACCCGGGCUCCAGGCCCCAUGACACGCGAAAUUAGCAUUCCCCAGUGAUUCAAGGCCCCGGGUUCGGGUCCUCCCGCGCUCCAGUUACCAGCCGCGCGAUCUCCAGCCCUCACUUCACUACUCAGAGCCUCAGUUUUGCAAAUGGGUAGAGUGACUUCCACCUCUCGGGAGAAUAAGAAGAAUGCACUCUGCGAACUACAGAACCCUCAUUAUCGCUGCCAGGGGCCCUGUAUCCGAAUCUGCUUGACGUCCUUCCGGGGCCUGCUCCCUGCCGCUGUACCCCAGACUCCGGUGCUGCCCCUAGAGAUCUCGCUACCACUCCAACCCACCCACCGCCUGGGCCACCAUGCUGGGGGUCCCGGUCUGCUCAGGGGAGCCUCAGCACUGUCUUUUGUUUAGCCCGGACCCCAGCCCUCAGUGCUUUGUUGUAGAAUCUAUAAGUGCCUCGAUCGACACUCACAGGGGUGUCCAAACCCAACUAAGCCCCCGACGUUUUCGAAAAACGGUGUGUGUGGGCGUCUCUGCGUUUUUCUUCCAGCAACGCGUGGCCUCGGUACCAUUCUCAAAGAACUCGGAACCCCGGAGGCUUAGCUCCUGCUGCGGGGGGCGGGGAGUAUAGGAAACGGUAGGGAUAGAUCGAGAAAAACAGAAACUGACAAAUGAAAGGCGAUCCUGUCAAUAGGAUUCUACCGAGCUCUUAAAACGAGUGAGGAAAAUAUAUAAAGUCGUUAUAUAUCCUGUAAAUAUCCUGUACGUUAGGUGAAAAACGCAAAAGACACAUGGGCUCUUGUUUGUGUAAAAACAUAACUGGGCGGAGGAGUUUGGGUGUCCGGUUUUUUUAAUGCACUAUAGUCUCCCACCGGAGACGUAAGACAGCAAAUAGCGGUGGCUUCCAUGUAGAUCUGGGGGCCGUUGGGCAGGAGACUCUUUGCUGCACGUCCUUCUGGACUGUUUGGAGUAUGUGUGUUU